AUGGCGGGGAGGGUGCCGCCCCCGCGCGGCUCCAUGCCGCAUGUCUGCUUCGCGGUUACGCUCCUGAUACUCGUCGCCGACACAGUAACAUCUCGUCGUCCCGAGCCCUAUUUCGGCCGCAUGAUUGGUCGGCUCACACAGUAUGCGCACGGUAUCAGAGGCACCGUGUACGCUGUGGACGAGAGUACAAUCUUUGUGCGCGGGUUCGCGUACGACGGGACUGGUCCUGAUGCGUAUUUCUGGGUGGGGGACACUCCUCAACCAAGCCCUGAGGGUAUACUCGUCCCCUACCCUGAGGAUUAUACUACAAGGGACCCCCCGAUACUGUCGGCGCACAGUAACACAGACAUACUGCUGAAGCUGCCCGGAGGCAAGCGCCUGAGGGACAUCAAGUGGAUCAGUGUCUGGUGCCGGAGAUUCACUGUGAACUUCGGUGACGUAUUCAUACCUCCGGUUCUGGACCCUCCCCGGCCUCGUGUUCUGCCAGAGUUCAAACGUCUGGCUCAUGGCCUAAGAUCUGGCAAUAUUAGUGUGCUGGACGCUAAAACCUUCUACAUACCCAACCUGCACUAUGAUGGAGCAGGUCCCGACGCCUACUUCUGGGUCGGCAAUGGAUCCGAACCAAAUCCUUUUGGAACUAAGGUCCCCAACGAGAUGGGAUCCCUUCAUCCCCUACGUGGCUACCAGGGCGAAGACAUAGAGAUCCAGCUGCCAGGCAAGCUGACGGCAUAUGAUAUAGACUGGCUGGCGGUCUGGUGUGUUGAGUAUCGCCAUAACUUCGGCCACGUCUACAUACCGAAGGACCUGGACGUGCCGCCGGCUCUAGGACAGACCAAAAUUACUCCCGCUUGGUGGUAUAACCCUACGAGUUCAACGACCUCUCAGUCACCAUUCAGUGCCACGAACAACUGCAAGGAGAUCCUCGACAAGAGAUUACAAGUGCGCUGGGAGAUACAGGGUGACCAAGUCCAGAUAACCCUUUCUGCUCGGCUCCGCAAGGAACAGUAUAUGGCGUUCGGUAUCUCUGGAGCUGAAGGUAGACCUGCCAUGCUGGGAGCCGACGUCGUCGUCGCUUACUGGGACACCAGGGUGAACCAGCCUCGUGUAGCAGACUAUUCAAUCAGCCACCUGGCGCAGUGUGACGGAGAGCGCGGCGUCUGUCCCGACCAGAGGAUCGGCGGGACCAACGAUGUGCAACUUGUAUCAGGCAACCAAAAGAACGGUAUAACAACGAUCACGUACCGCCGUCCCCUCGCCGCCAAGGAGUCUGUCAGGGACAAGGAGAUCCUCACGUCCAGGUCGCAGUCAGUCAUCGCGGCCUUCGGACCUCUCAACUCCAGAUACGAAGCCAAUGCCCACUCCUUCAUGGACACCACCAGGAACGACGUGCAACUGGACUUCGGAGCUCAGAACGAGAACACAUGCAUCGGUCUAGCAGAGACGGACUCGUCGGGCCCGGCGCCCUGGCCGGCGCGCGUCAUCUCCGGCGUCACCAACUUCACCGCGCGGAUCGGACCCGCCGCCGGGGCCAGGGGGUACUCGGCACUCACAGACAAUGAUAUUAGUAACGGAUUCCUUCCAUAUGGUCACCCAUCAUGGGGCAUAGCUUGGUACAUCAACGACCAACUCAUCCCCGAGCUAUACGUGGAGCGAGGCAAGACUUACACCUUCCUUGUCGAGGGAGGAGACGACCGCACCAACCCGGCCAAAUUCCACCCAUUCUACAUCAGCGAUUCCUCGGAAGGAGGUUUCGGACAGAAGAAAGAGGAAGACCAAAGGAAGCAACGCGUGUUUGCUGGAGUCGCGUACGAUAACGAGGGGUACCCGUACCCUACUGCUGUGGGUCGUUACUGCGAGUGGACUCAUAAGACUAUCGACCAGUCGGCCGCCUCCGAGACGUUCGAAGAUUACAUGAAGACAGUGCAACUGGAGUGUAAUGAUGGAGAGCCUGCCGUGCUCAACUGGACAGUGGCGCACGAGACUCCUGACCUCGUCUACUAUCAGUGCUACACGCACAACAACCUGGGCUGGAAGAUCCACGUGGUAGACCCGGGCACGCCGGUGCCGGUGGCGGGCGAGAAGCACGCGCGCAUCAACGGCGGCUCGCUGUCGGCCGCGGCCAGCGCGCUGGCCCCGCUCGCCGUCGCCGCCGCCAGCCAUCUCGCCAACAGGCUCAGGUAA
Molecule: messenger RNA, 2181 nt
Organism: Spodoptera littoralis (African cotton leafworm)
Lineage: Eukaryota; Metazoa; Arthropoda; Insecta; Lepidoptera; Noctuidae
Source: the annotation of a GenBank genome assembly